Molecule: messenger RNA, 1103 nt
Organism: Pistacia vera
Lineage: Eukaryota; Viridiplantae; Streptophyta; Magnoliopsida; Sapindales; Anacardiaceae
Product: prostamide/prostaglandin F synthase
Exons: 7
Coding region: 58-837 (259 amino acids)
Molecular function (GO): antioxidant activity
Source: RefSeq, a predicted model, not a curated record
AGUUCGUUAUUACUCUUAUUUCUCGAUCUAAUUCAGAAAAAUCGAAACUGCAAAGCUAUGGCUUCAGUCUUUGCUGGAGCUCUACAAUCAACCAGGCUUUUGUCCUUCGCUUCACUUCCCUCUCCCAAAUUCACUUCCCAUUCUCUUUCAAAUUGGUGCCUCAAGUCUCGUCCUCGUACUAUCGCCACAAAUUUCUCCUUCAAAUCAAGAAAUAGUGCUCUCAGUGGAUCGCGUUUUCUUGUAAGAGCCAUCGCAGAAGAAUUCUCCCCUGAUGUUGGACAGGUUCUAGGUGAUGUGAGGAUUUUCACUGCUGCCGGUGAGCCGGUCUUGUUCAAGGACCUCUGGGACCAGACCGAGGGAGUGGCUGUUGUUGCGCUUUUGAGGCAUUUUGGAUGCCCUUGCUGUUGGGAGCUUGCUUCAGCAUUAAAAGAAGCCAAAGCAACAUUUGAUUCUGCAGGCGUGAAAUUAAUUGCAGUUGGCAUUGGUACACCUAAUAAAGCUCAAAUACUUGCUCAGCGGUUACCUUUUCCAAUGGAUUGCCUUUACGCUGAUCCUGACUGCAAGGCAUAUAAUCUGUUUGGCUUAUAUUAUGGUAUAGGCCGAACAUUCUUCAAUCCAGCAAGUGUUAAGGUGUUAUCAAGAUUUGGGGCUCUGCAGAAAGCUGUAAAAAACUAUACCAUUGAAGCCACCCCAGAUGAUAAAAGAGGCGUACUGCAACAGGGAGGGAUGUUUGUAUUCAAAGGAAAAGAUUUGCUGUAUGCAUGGAGAGAUGAAGGGACGGGUGAUCAUGCCCCUUUAGAUGAUAUCUUUAGUAUUUGCUGCAGGGUUCCCGCGUGAAAUAGUCAAAUAGACAGUAGUCUUCGAGAUAUCGGUAUUGUUACUGCAUCAUAUAAUCUCUUUUUAUAUGUCCUGCUAAGUACUACUGUUGCGAUCUCCAGAAAUCUCGCGUACUGCGUGUUGUAAAUUCAUAGUUACGGCAAUGAUCUUAUCAACAGUUGAUCAUCAGAACAAAAUUAUUUGUACACAAAAGAAUAGUAAUUAAGUAUCUUGGCUGAUAGAAUGGUGAAAGAAUAAAGUUGUACCAAAAUUAACUUUUGCUUUCA